This is a messenger RNA of Morus notabilis, 5279 nucleotides long. Its product is annotated as protein HUA2-LIKE 2. Gene Ontology annotation, cellular component: nucleus. The transcript has 17 exons. Gene Ontology annotation, biological process: regulation of transcription by RNA polymerase II; response to oxidative stress. Bases 289 to 4956 code for a protein of 1555 amino acids. Lineage: Eukaryota; Viridiplantae; Streptophyta; Magnoliopsida; Rosales; Moraceae. Gene Ontology annotation, molecular function: transcription coregulator activity; double-stranded DNA binding; glutathione peroxidase activity. The record is from RefSeq and is a predicted model, not a curated record.
CCCUUCCGAACUUUCUCUCUCUCCCCCGCUCUGGAAAUUAGGGUUUCAUACAGGCUUCUUCACUCACUUCUCCGUCCCUAUUUAUCUCUCUUUUCUCUCUCCAUCUCUCUCUUUCUUUCUCUCUCUAUUUCUCCGCUCGAUCUUCGUGUUUUCAAUGCCUGCGAUUCUCUGCCGGAGAUUACUUACCCGGUGCCAAAUUGUUCAAUUUCUUGGGCGAUUUCGGCCUAUCAAGGAAUUCGUCUGUUUGAUUGAUUCCGAAUAGCGUGCCCUAGUUUAAUUGGGUCUCCGAUGGCGCCGAGUCGACGGAAAGGAGCCAGCAAAGCAGCCGCCGCGGCCGCCGCUCGCCGGCAGUGGAAGGUCGGCGAUCUUGUGCUUGCUAAAGUCAAGGGCUUCCCUGCUUGGCCUGCGACGGUAAGUGAGCCGGAGAAGUGGGGGUACUCUACUGAUUGGAAGAAAGUACUCGUGUAUUUCUUCGGAACCCAACAAAUAGCCUUCUGCAACCCUGCUGAUGUUGAGCCAUUUACUGAAGAGAAGAAACAAUCUCUUCUGAUCAAACGUCAUGGGAGGGGUGCUGACUUUGUUCGUGCAGUGCAGGAGAUUGUUGAGAGUUACGAGAAGUUGAAGAAACAGGAGCAAGAUGAUGGUUUCAACUCUGAAGAAGUGGCUCAUGCGAAUGGUGGGAACUCGGUUGAGUCAUCAUCAAACCUUGAGUCAAAAGAUCAUCUUGAAGCUCCUGAAGCUACUUUUGAUUCUCAAUUUAACUCUCCACAUUCUACUGCCGGUGGAAAUGAGCCACCUCAUCAUGCUGAUAAUACUUCACCUGCUGCACCUAAAGAUGCUGUGGAUGGUAAAGAGGAACCUACUGAUUCUGCAGCAGUUUCAGAAAAACCUUUAUGUACCUUGUUAAGAAAAAGAUCUAAAGAUUUGCCUUUGCAAAAUGGCGUUUCACAGAGAAAAGAGGCGAUAGUUAGAAAGUCUAGAAGCUCAUCCAGGCUGGAAUCUCGUAGGUUGCGAGGUUCAACAGUGCAAUGUAAUGAUAGUGGCAAGAAUGCAGCGGAUAUAUCAGCUACUGUCACUCGUGAUGAGUUGUUACGAAGAAAUAAGCAAAAGAGGAAAUCAACGGAUACCUCUGAAUGCGAUGUUGUUGAUUUAUCUGCUUUUGUUUCAAGUGGGAGCACUGAUGACAAUGGCUCUGAAAUUGUCACAAUCGAGUCUGACGCCUUUAGUUUUAAUGAAGGUAGUACUAUUGAUUCUGAUUGUAAAAUUGAGCACUCAGAGACUCUUGUUGGAUAUGUGGAUGGUGAUGUUGAGUUGAGUAAAGGUCUUGAUCUCCAAAUAAAGGCUGUUGUUAUCAAGAAGAAAAGGAAGCCAAAUAGAAAGCGGCCAAAUAACGAUGCAGUACCUACUGGUACAUUAGAUAAGGAGGCGAGUGUGCAAAAUACUAGUGAAAGUUCCCAAAAUGCUCGUGAAAAGAUGAAUGGAGGCUGUCCCAAGGAAGAUGGAGAUGAGCACCUUCCUUUGGUAAAACGAGCAAGGGUUCGGAUGGGUGAAUCAUCUUUGAAGGAGCCUAAUAGCGUUUCAAACACAGAAGAGAAUACCCAGAAGGAAGUUACCUUAAAUAAAUCAGGAGCAAUUAACAAAUCUUCACAUUGUGUUGAUUCUACUGAUAGGGGCUCAUUUAUGAUGAAUGCAGUGAUGGAUGCAUCUCCUUCACGAGGUACUCAGCUUCAUGAAAGUAAGUCUCAGCCUUGGAAACCUAAAAAGGACCAGUCAUUUGGCUGCUCAGUUGAUGAGGAAGCUGCCUUGCCACCAUCCAAACGCCUUCAUCGUGCUCUUGAAGCCAUGUCUGCUAAUGCUGCUGAAGAAGGUCAGUCACAUAUUGAUGUGUCAUCUGACACGAAUACACAAACUGGUGUAUAUUCUGUUUCUCCGAUGAGGAGAUCCCCUGAUAUGAUUAUGACCAUAGAAGGGAAAAAGGCUGGUGAAGUGGAACUGCAGCAUGUGGACUCUAUCAGUGGUAAUGCUCAAGGGGUUGAUGUGUCUGGAUUUGCUACCAGUUUUAACACUAGUGCAGUGGAAAAUGAUGAAUUACUCCAGGAGACAAGCUUUCAUUAUCUAAAAGUUGAGCAUUCUAAUGCCCAAAACAACAAAUCUGGUGAAGAAUGUUUCACGGAUGCUGGGCAUCAUGCUGAUGCAAAAAACCCUUGUGGCGGAUCCAAUAAUGGUGAACUUGCUGCAACUGCAGUUCCAACUCAAAGCCCAAGGCAUUUAUCAUCUAGUCCCAACAGAAAAGAAUCUGAUGUCAGAUCUGUCCAAGGUUCAGCAGAUGACUUGUCGCUUCCAAUGGACAAAGGCAAUACUGAAACUAUUGAAUCAACUAAUUAUACUUCAGAUAAGAUGAAACACGAAUUGGAUUCAUGCAAAUGUACUACAGUGAGUUUGGAUAGCGUAUCAGAUACCCACGAUAACGCUGUUAAAGUUUCACCUCAAUGUGGUAGUGGUGCGAUUCAUUUGAAUACAGAAAGCACUGUUUGUGAGAAUACCAGGUCUUUUGAGCCGCCACUUGCUGAUAAUAGAGAAGAAAAUGACAUGUCUGAUGUUGUGACAGAGGUCAUAAACAAACAAAGGGUGGAAGACCCAAGUUCUCUGUCAUUUCCAAAUGAUCACUUGGGUGAUGGUUUAGCCAUUCAUUCAAGUCCAUCUCUAACGGAUGGGGGCGAUUCUCUGGCACAGGCAUCUCCACCUAAUGCCUCAUUAGGCCAUGCAUCUACGUCAGAUAAUAGUAGUUUUCGUCAAAAUAAUAGUAGUUUUCGUCAAAAUAAUAGUAGUUGUAGUCCUGAUGUACAUCUACACGACAAGAUAACUUUGCAUCCUCCUGUUGCUGAUGAAGAAGGAAAAUUUGAAUCAGUGGUGACUCAAAGACCAAAAUCUUUGGGCAAGUAUGCAGAAUUAAAUGCUGCGUUGUCCUCCUUUGAGGCAAUGCUUGGAACGUUGACAAGAACAAAGGAGAGUAUUGGUCGAGCAACACGUGUAGCUAUUGACUGUGCAAAGUUUGGUGCAUCUUCCAAGGUUGUAGAUGUUCUUGCACGUUGUUUGGAAACUGAGUCAAGCUUACACCGAAGGGUGGACUUGUUCUUUCUCGUGGAUUCUAUUGUGAAAGGUGAUGUCGGUGGUUGGUACCCAUCUGCAAUCCAAGCAAUGCUGCCACGGUUGUUAGCAGCUGCUGCUCCUCCUUCCGUGCAUGAAAAUCGUCGACAGUGUCUCAAGGUUUUGAGGCUUUGGUUAGAAAGGAAGAUACUGCCUGAAUCCAUUAUUCGUCGCCAUAUGCGAGAACUGGAUUCCUAUGGUGGUUCUUCCGGUGCCUUCUCUAGGCGCUCAUUGAGAACUGAGAGGUCUUUCGAUGAUCCUCUUAGAGAAAUGGAGGGUAUGCUUGUUGACGAAUAUGGAAGCAAUUCAAGUUUUCAGCUUCCAGGAUUUUGUAUGCCCAGCAUGCUCAAGGAUGAAGAUGAAGGAAGUGAUUCUGAUGGGGGGAGUUUUGAGGCCGUCACUCCUGAGCAUAGUCCUGAAAAACGUGAAGACCACGAACAAACAUCUGUUGUUGAAAAGCAUCGGCAUAUUUUGGAAGAUGUUGAUGGAGAGCUUGAAAUGGAAGAUGUGGCCCCAUCUUGUGAAACAGAAUUAACUUCUUCUGGUGCUAUAGGAACAGUUGUCGCACAAGUUUCCCAAAGCCAGUUUGAACCAAAUAUGUCACUGCCUUUUGCGCCUCCACUGCCUCAGGAUGUGCCACCAUCAUCUCCUCCACUUCCAUCAUCCCCUCCUCCACCACCACCUCCCCCUCCUGCCAUGCACCCACCAUGUGUUGUGUCCGCUUGUGCAAACGGCGUAGAAGCACAUAAUAUGCAGGACACCAUGGUCCAGCCUGUUGCCCAGCAGUCAAAUGCACCCAGAAUCAACCACUAUCCAUCUUCUGAAUGUAGAGAUCAUCAAAGGCAGAUGCCUGAGUCUUACCCGGGUCCCAAUUUUCACAACAAAGGCUACCCUUUACGGCCACCUCAUCCCCCACCAUCAAAUCAGUUUUCUUAUGUUCGAGAAGAACAGUUUAAGCCUCGUAGGGAGGGUGCCCCACCUCCUCCCUACUCCAAUAGACACCACUUUGUGCAGAACUGGGACCGAGAAAACUUUUACAAUAAUCACGAGAGAAUGAAACAAGCUCCACAUGAGCAUCACGAUGGCUGGAGGUUCCCUCCACAUUCUUUUUCUGGUCCUCCCUAUCCUGGCAAAGGGAAAUCUUAUGGACCUGUUCCAUUUGUUGGCCCUCCGUCUGAACAAACAAGGUUACCUGAUCAAGGUUGGAGAUUUCCUCCACGCUCAAUGAGCCAUAGGAAUUCCGUCCCUUUUAGACCACCACCUCUUGAAGGUCCUAUACCUGUCUCAAGCAGAGAGAUGGGUGCUUCUCAAUCCGUAUCUGAAAAAUCCAUCCACGAAUUCACAGUCAAGGACGCCAGAGGCAAGGACGUUGACCUUAGCAGCUACAAAGGGAAAGUCCUUCUCGUCGUUAACGUCGCUUCCAAAUGUAGCUAUACGGAUUCGAAUUAUACUCAACUGACUGAGCUUUACAAUAAAUACAAGGACAAAGGUUUGGAGAUAUUGGCAUUUCCGUGCAAUCAGUUCUUAAAGCAGGAGCCUGGGACGAGCGAGGAGGCGGAGAAAUUCGCAUGCACUAGAUACAAAGCUGAAUAUCCGAUCUUCCAAAAGGUGAGAGUCAAUGGGACCGACACAGCACCUGUAUACAAAUUUCUCAAAGCGAGUAAAACUGGAUUUCUGGGAUCUAGGAUAAAGUGGAAUUUCACCAAGUUCUUGGUUGACAAGGAUGGCCAAGUCAUCGAGCGCUAUGGCACGGGCACUGCUCCUUUGGCCAUCGAGGCCGACAUUAAGAAGGCAUUGGGAGAAGCGUGAGAUCUCUCCUUCCCAGUUCAGAUUGUACCAUAAUAUUAUCCGUCCUAGUGUGGAAGGCCAAAACUUCUAGAGUUUAUGAAGUGAUUAGUGCCUAUGUUCGCUGCUGCUGUUUGAUUUUCCCACUUUUUACAUCUUUUUAAGACCUGUACCCACUUGUAAUAUUCUUUUCUCUUCCUUUUGACUUCAUUACUACCACCAUGUCCAAUAUUCGUUCUGUUGAUAAGUCUGAUGUACUGUGUAAUCUCUGUUCUCUGAAACACUUUUAAAGUCAAAAUAAGACUCUGUAUCCAUUGUGUAUAUUAUAGCUUCGUUGACUUCGGAAA